This is a messenger RNA of Loa loa (African eye worm), 595 nucleotides long. Its product is annotated as splicing factor 3B subunit 5. Gene Ontology annotation, biological process: mRNA splicing, via spliceosome. The transcript has 2 exons. The record is from RefSeq and is a predicted model, not a curated record. Lineage: Eukaryota; Metazoa; Nematoda; Chromadorea; Rhabditida; Onchocercidae. Bases 35 to 307 code for a protein of 90 amino acids. Gene Ontology annotation, cellular component: U2 snRNP; precatalytic spliceosome.
UUCUAGAUUCGUUCUUUUUUACUGGGACUUAUCAAUGGCAGCGCCAACAGAACGAUUUCAUGUACUUUCACAGCUUGAUCAUUUGCAGUCAAAAUAUACGGGUACUGGACAUGCCGAUACAACGAGAUGGGAAUGGCUCGUCAAUCAGCACCGUGACACAUACGCAUCGAUGAUCGGCCACCCAGACCAUCUAAGUUUGAUAGCAGUAUGCGAAAACGAAUCGCGGGCUAGGAUUCGGUUCAAUUUAUUGAAUCAGAUGAUUGCGCCUUGCGGACCACCACCUGAAAAAUCUCCACUUGACGAGUGAUCUCGUUACAUUAUUAUUAAUUUUCCAGUAUCUCUGGAAUCGUAUAUUGUUGAAUCGAUGGGUGAAAGUUUGAGAAGUGCUUUUUCCUGUUCGUUGCAGAACUUUCCAGUAAAGCUAGAUUGUUCUGCUUCUUUUUCAUUUUGUCCGCAUGUCCGGUUGUUCAUUGUGUUUAUUGGUACCAUCAUUUAUUGAUUUCUUUAUUAAUCUAGAAAGUAGUGUAUGUGUACUAAAACAAUGGACUUCCUUCCAGUAUAGUGUUGUUAGUAAAGCUAUAAAUGAAAAAAGGAA